CUUGGAAAAGAAUGAAUAAAACUAAAAAUUACCCACCGGCAAAUCUAUAUUUACCGACUAUAAACUCAUGAGCGCCACAAAUGACUGUCAUUUGUAGCUAGCAAGCUAACUGUCCCGGAUGUGUUCAGUGGUAUUCUGGCGUAGCAGAAUUAGCUAGUUUCCCAAAGUCCGUUUUCUUUGGCUCUGGAGAAUAUCUUUACCUCUCGAAUUCUAAAAGUCUCGUGUCUUUGGUAGUAAAGGCGGCUGAGCUACUGUAUUUUCUUAGUAACGCCAACAAGAGUACUAUUUGUAGCGAUAUUUCUUGACAUAUAUUAACUGACUAAUGAUACCACAAUAACCCGUUCCAUAUUGUAACUUUAGUCAUCACGUGGCUUUGAAUGCUCAUUUAAUUAUGAUAGGAUGUUUUUAUGUGAUUAAUACACAAUUUAAGCCACAGAAAAUGAUGUUAAGCUAAUACGACACCAGUGUAAUUGUCUAUUCUGUAAACUUCCAGUAUCAGAAGAUGAAUGGUGUUUGUUGUGUGCUGAUCUGAUUCGUUACUAUUUAUCCUAAACGAUUUCUAAUCUAUAAACAGUGAUUGUUUGUGCUGUAAGAGCAUCAUCUCUAUAUUAACUAGCUGUCCGCUAGUCAUGCUUAUUUUUUCUUUAAAACUUGAUUACAUUUAUAAGUCAGAUGGUGAACCAUUAUUUUGUAUAUUGGUUUGUAACAAAGUAUACAUUUAAGGAUGAGUCCAUGUGGCCUUAAAAACAUGUGCAGGGAUUUAAAACUAAUUGCUUCAACCAAAACCAUUUUAUUAUUAUUAUUAUUAUUAUUCAUUUGAUUUUGUUUUUAGUGAAGGAUAAUAAAUGAAAACAUACAUAAAUACUCAGGUCAAUCAUGUAUUGCCGUAUGUUUUCUGACUCUUGUUUGUCCUCUGAUCCCCCGUAUUGGGCUGCUGAAUUACCAGCCCAAUAUAAAGGGAGAUACAGGUCAAACAUGUUAAAUGGAGCCCAGUUUGUGGAGGCCCUGGGCCGUCUGGGUUAUCCUGGUACAUCUUCGCUAAAGUGCUCAGAGUUUGAUUGGCUGUUUGACUGCGCCCCGGAGAACCUUCACUUCUUGCGCUUUGUCUGUCGCACUCUCAACCGGAGCAACGUCCUCACCGCAGAGGAGGUUGCUGCAUUUCAAGAACUACAGAAGUCUGGAAAGCCAAUUCUGGAUGAAGGAGCCUUGAGUGAAGUCCUGAAAACUGCUGGAGCUUCAGAUGGGAACAUAUUGGGGCCCUCUUCUUCAUCCUUCGCGUUUGCCCAGGAAGAAGAUCUGACCUUAGAAGAGUUGCGUGCAGAACUCCAAGUGCUGAACAAAGAGAAGGAGCUGAAGCAACGGCGCUACAACAAGCUGCAGGUGGUAACCACGUCCCGCGCAGAUCAUGAGCUGCAGCUCGCUGCAGAGCUGGACUCUAAUGCAUGUUCGCUAAAGCAAGUCAGGGCUUCAAUUGGAGCAGAGAAUGCUGACACCAACUCAUUAUUAGGUGUCCUAACAGAUGAGGUGAGCAGGCUGGCAUCACAUUUCCCUCAAAAAGAAACCAAGCUAUCAAACACCUCCAUGCCCCAGAGGCCUGCUGUCCUCCUCUCUCAGCUCUCAUUGGAUCCAUACUUACAUCAGGAGGAGCUCAACACCAAGACUCUAGCUGCCUUCACACAGAAGCAUUUUUUUGAGGGUAUUUCUGAUAUUGUUGAGACCUCCUGCUCUGAUCGCUUUCAAAUCCUUGGUGUCCAAUCCAGUGAAGAUGCAGUGGAGAAAGAGACAAAGUGUGAAAAUAGUGCGGCUGAGCUAAAGCGGACAGAGAUGGCGAGACUUCAGUGGGCUCAUAUUGUUGCUCAGCACCAGUUGAUGCAGGCCUUGGCAGAGGAGAAGAGCAUCAAAGCUGGAUUAGAUUGGCUCUCAGAAACAGCUGGUCAUACUAAGAGCAUUUACGCCUCUUCUUCACUGCACGUACGUGAAGCUGUGUCUAGAAAGGAGCUGGAGGCUGUGGAGGUUGAGCUGGAAGCUCUGCUUCAUGGACCAGUACCUGCUGCUCUUAGAGAGUCAGCCAGGCUGCUCAAUGUUCCCGUAGUGAGAGGAGACUUGGCGCUGCAGCUGGCCAGGCAGAAGUACUACACGUCCAGGCAGGACCAGGUGCGUGACUACUUACUACGGCAGAAAGCGUCCUUCGACUUGGUGCUUCUGGCUCAGGAGAUGGAGCUGAGAAGGUGGAAGACGUGUCACGAACAGCUGAGUGAAAUUGAAGGCAGACUGUUGAAAGAAGGCAAAGAAGCAACCUUAAGAAUAGAGUCUCUGGCGCACCCAGAGCUGGCCGUCAACCCAAGACCCAACCCUAUCAUCAGCAGCAAGGAUGCUGCGUUCAGCAGACUGCUCCAGAUCCUCAAGCACAACUCGGGCUCCGGCCGAGUGGAGCCCUUUAGAACGUAUGAAGCUUUGGACCAGGCGGCUCACAGUCUAGUGACCAACCACCAGCUGCUGCUAGACACUCUAGCGAGCGCCCGCCGUGAGCAGCGCUAUGCUGCGGCUCGCCUUUACGGCGACUGCGAGAUGCUCCACAGGGCUGCGUACACAGAGGUGCAGCAGCUGGUCCUAGGCCCGCAGGUAUGUCCAACGGCCAGUAAUGACCAGGACCUCCUUUGCCCCAAUGCACAGGAACUGACACUGAAGCUUGUGGAAGCCGAGACUCAGAUGCAGAAUCUCCAACAAGUAUUGCAGGAAAUCCUGGCAGAAGUGAAAACCAAGCGCUCCCAGCUGGAUCGUAAUCCUCUCCUGAGACGGGAGAGGGAAUUAUACAUUUUCUUCCACCUGGAUGCCCGACUUCUGCAGAAAAUAGUGGAAGAUCAGGAGGGCAAGAGACAAAAGCAGUGAAAGGAAAACGACGAAAAGCUCACUUCCUCUUGAGAACCGGAAUGUUUUCAGUGUUUAAAGUGAAAUAUGACUUGUUGUGUUUUGUUCUUUGUGUGUUUCAUGUCUCACAGUCUUCUAACAUUUUUCUUAUCUGAUAAAUAAAGUAAAAUUCAAAUGUUUUAAUCCUGAUCUUGUUUAUUUUUGAUCACCCGUAUUAAAGUUUGUAUAACAAUCA
This is a messenger RNA of Nothobranchius furzeri (turquoise killifish), 3103 nucleotides long. RefSeq names its product HAUS augmin-like complex, subunit 3 (gene haus3). Gene Ontology annotation, cellular component: HAUS complex; mitotic spindle; centrosome. The record is from RefSeq and is a predicted model, not a curated record. Gene Ontology annotation, biological process: centrosome cycle; spindle assembly. NCBI's taxonomy places the organism in Eukaryota, Metazoa, Chordata, Actinopteri, Cyprinodontiformes, Nothobranchiidae.